Messenger RNA from Myxozyma melibiosi, 1156 nucleotides. RefSeq lists its product as uncharacterized. The record is from RefSeq and is a predicted model, not a curated record. Bases 229 to 729 code for a protein of 166 amino acids. NCBI's taxonomy places the organism in Eukaryota, Fungi, Ascomycota, Lipomycetes, Lipomycetales, Lipomycetaceae. The transcript has a single exon.
UUGCGGCCUCCUCUUUAUUUCCUACUUCCCCACGCUUUUCUUUAUCUUUCUCACCUGCUGCCUUUACACUUCCUCCACGUUCACCCGCUUUUCUCCCCCUCUCAUUCUCUCACUCUCCCUCUCCCUCUCCUUCGCGCUCUCACGCUUUCCGCGCCUCCUUUGAAAAGAGUGCAACCUUACAGGACUCAACACACCCGCCGCCUUGCACUCUGUCCUACUCUUGCGCUUAUGCCACACCUUCCCGGUCUCCUCCUUACACUCCCAUCUACGUCUGUGCCUCUUCGACUUCGACGCCGAACACUGCUUUUCUCACUUCCUUCCUGGUCCCUCGCUCGCACGCUUCUUCCUUGUCCUUACCAACAACCUCGGCACGACCCGCCUUUGCGUUCCUCGAUCACUUCAUUGCCGACCCUGUCUCUUCCCAAGCUACCGCUCCCUUGUCCCUCGCUUGCUCCUGUCGCGCUUGCUCUCACAAACCCCACCUCACCGUCGAGAGUGCAACCUCACGGGACUGAACUUGGUCAUCUGCCUUUGUCUUUGUUCCGCUCUUGCGCUUACCCAAUACUCGUCUCCGUCCUCAUGCUUCACGCCUACGCCUACGCUUCCACCCCCGCCUCGACUCACUCGCCUUUAUGCUUCCUCCACCCUGACGCGCCUUCGCCUCCUCUCACUCUCCCCGUUCUUGAUUCUUACGCUUCCAUUUCCCUACACCUAUGCUGCUGUUGUUAGUCAAAGCUCGCAUCACUGAUUCCAUCCACACAUUCCCAGCUGAGUCCUCCUGAUCGCGCUCUCAACUACCUUCACCUGGACUAUCCCGCUUUCUUUGCCCUUCGAUCUUUCGCUUCCCUUCUUUGACCUCUCUCCUUUGGCCUCUCUCCUUUGACCUCUCUCACGCUUCUUCAACAUACCAUCCCAGGAGAAUAUUGUUUGUUUUUGUUGCUCCUUUACCUUUUCUUCUGGGUCUCGCUCAUUGCUCUUGUAUUUACCCAAUACUAACGCCACCUCUCCUGACUCUUGCCUACGCUUCCUCUCAAAUCGCCUCGAGCUGCUGAUCAUCAUCAUCAUCACCACAGUCGCCCAUACGCUUCCCCCUGCACUACAGCUGCGUUGGAAUUGAGUCUGUUUCUGUUUUCACUGUCCCCUAGAUACAAUUCCC